Molecule: messenger RNA, 522 nt
Organism: Ophidiomyces ophidiicola
Lineage: Eukaryota; Fungi; Ascomycota; Eurotiomycetes; Onygenales; Onygenaceae
Gene: VPS68
Product: Vacuolar protein sorting-associated protein 68
Exons: 4
Coding region: 1-522 (173 amino acids)
Biological process (GO): protein targeting to vacuole; late endosome to vacuole transport via multivesicular body sorting pathway
Cellular component (GO): Vps55/Vps68 complex; fungal-type vacuole membrane
Source: RefSeq, a predicted model, not a curated record
AUGGACGACUCAGAGACCCGCCUAUUUCGCUUCUCCAAGCCGACAUGGCUAAAUAGUGCUAAUGCCCGCAGCGCAGGCGUGUACGCCUCGGGUGCUCUGUUCUCCCUCGGGUUCUUUUUCUUCAUUGACGCGGCGGCCUUUUCGCAUAGCUCUAAAAACGGUUCUAUUGUUCAUGUCAAAUUUGUUGACUGGAUACCUGGGAUUUGCUCAUCGCUGGGAAUGCUGGUAAUCAACUCGAUUGAAAAAUCCCGCUUAACUGCCGAUAGCCUUAGCUACUUUGGAAACGGUGUUGCCUGGAAGGUACGAUUUGUGUUAUUCUUAGGGUUUGCCUUGCUAGCUGGUGGGUUGGCAGGGAGUGUGACUGUAAUGGUGCUCAAAUACCUUAUCAAAGGAUACCCACUGCAAACGCUAUACUUUGGAAUUGCAAAUGUAAUUGCAAACGGUUUAAUUAUGGUCAGCUCUGCGGUUUUGUGGAUUUCGCAAAACAUGGAAGAUGACUAUACGUAUAGCCUUGCUCUAUGA